AGAGAGGAGGGAGUCCCUCCCUCUAAAAGAGACAGAGAGAGCCAGGACAAAGCUCAGAGGAACCAACCUGGACCUGAACCCAGCUGUCUUUCCUUCAAGAGUGACCAGUCGAUGCCUUUUUAUAUUGAGUUUAAAGAAGGCUGCUGUUCUCAUGCAGAGAGGUUGGACCAGCAGAGCUCAGAAGUUCCCAAUGAUCAGUCUGCCCAGCAGGAUCAAACACAGCUGGACUCCAUAUUUAUGCUUUUGGAGGAAAACAUCAUCAGCUUUGUGAAGAAUGAGCUGGGGAAGAUCCAGAAGGUUCUGAGUCCAGAUUAUACGGAAGCCUUAGAGAGUCAGAGGGAGGAUGAAGAUGAUGACCAGAAGUCGAGCAGAAAGGCAUUUGUUGAGAUCACAAUGUACUUCCUGAGGAAAAUGAAACAUGAGAAGCUUGCUGAUCAUCUACAGAGCCGAACUUGCACUAGGGAUUAUAAAUGGAGCCAGCGUGAAAUUAAAUCUAAUCUGCAGAAGAAGUUCCAGUGUGUGUUUGAGGGGAUUGCUAAAGCAGGAAACCCAACCCUUCUGAAUGAGAUCUACACAGAACUCUACAUCACAGAGGGAGGGACUGCAGAGGUCAAUGAUGAACAUGAGGUCAGACAGAUUGAAACAGCAUCCAGGAAAUCAGACAGACCAGAAACAACAGUCAGACAAGAGGACAUCUUUAAACCUUCAUCUGGAAGAGGUAAACCAAUCAGAACAGUGCUGACAAAGGGUGUGGCUGGCAUUGGGAAAACAGUCUUAACACAGAAGUUCACUCUAGACUGGGCUGAAGGGAAAGCCAACCAGGACAUCCAGUUCAUAUUUCCAUUCACUUUCAGAGAGCUGAAUGUGCUGAAAGAGGAAAAGUUUAGCUUGGUGGAACUUGUUCAUUACUUCUUUACUGAAACCAAAGAAGCAGGAAUCUGGAGGUUUGAAGACUACCAGGUUGUGUUCAUCUUUGAUGGUUUGGAUGAGUGUCGACUUCCUCUGGACUUCAACAACACAGCAACCCUGACUGAUAUUACAGAGUACACUUCAGUAAAUGUUCUGCUUGCAAAUCUCAUCAGGGGGAACCUUUUUUCCUCUGCUCGCAUCUGGAUAACCACACGACCUGCAGCAGCCCAUCUCAUCCCUCCACAAUGUGUUGAUAUGGUGACAGAUGUCAGGGGGUUCACUGAUCAACAGAAGGAGGAGUACUUUAAGAAGAGAUUUAGAGAUAGGAAGCAGAGAAAAAGGAUCAUCUCCCACAUCAAGACAUCACGAAGUCUCCACAUCAUGUGCCACAUCCCAGUCUUCUGCUGGAUCACUGCUACAGUUCUGGAGGAUGUGCUGGAAACCAGAGAGGGAAGACAACUACCCAAGACCCUGACUGAGAUGUACAUCCACUUCCUGGUGGUUCAGGCCAAAGUGAAGAAGGUCAAGUAUGAUGGAGGAGCUGAGACAGAUCCACACUGGAGUCCAGAGAGCAGGAAGAUGAUUGAGUCUCUGGGAAAACUGGCCUUUGAUCAACUGCAGAAAGGAAACCUGAUCUUCUAUGAAUCAGACCUGACAGAGUGUGGCAUCGAUAUCGAAGCAGCCUCAGUGUACUCAGGAGUGUUCACACAAAUAUUUAAAGAGGAAAGAGGACUGUAUCAAGACAAGGUGUUUUGCUUCAUUCAUUUAAGUGUUCAGGAGUUUCUGGCUGCUCUUCAAGUCCAUCUGACCUUCAUCAACUCUGGAGUAAAUCUGCUGGAAAAAAAACAAAUAACGUCCCAGAAGUCUGAAACAAGCGAGCCUACAUUCUUCUACCAGAGUGCUGUGGACAAGGCCUUACAGAGUCCAAAUGGACACCUGGACUUGUUCCUGCGCUUCGUCAUGGGUUUUUCACUCCAGACCAACCAAAGUCUCCUGCAAGGCCUGCUGAUACAGACUGAAAACAGCUCACAGACCAAUCAGAAAACAGUUCAGUACAUCAAGAAGAUGAUCAAUGAGAAUCUGUCUGCAGAGAAAAGCAUCAAUCUGUUCCACUGUCUGAAUGAACUGAAUGAUAGUUCUCUAGUGGAGGAGAUCCAACAGUCCCUGAGUUCAGGACUUCUCUCCACAGAUGAGCUGUCUCCUGCUCAGUGGUCAGCUCUGGUCUUCAUCUUACUGUCAUCAGAAAAAGAUCUGGAUGAAUUUGACUUAAAGAAAUUCUCUGCCUCUGAGGAGGCUCUUCUAAGGCUGCUGCCAGUGGUCAAAGCCUCCAACAAAGCUGUACUGAGUGGCUGUAACCUCUUGGAAAGAAGCUGUGAAGUUAUGUCCUCAGUUCUCAACUUCCACUCCUCUACUCUGAAAGAGCUGGACCUGAGUAACAAUGACCUACAGGAUUCAGGAAUGAAGCUUCUGUCUGCAGGACUGGAUAGUUCUCAAUGUACACUAGAAACCCUCAGUGUGUCAGGCUGUCUGAUCACAGAGGAAGGCUGUAUUUCACUAGCUUCAGCUCUCAGCUCCAACCCCUCCCAUCUGAAAGAGCUUGACCUGAGCUACAACCAUCCAGGAGACUCAGGAAUGAAGCUGCUGUCGGUUGGACUGAAGGAUCCACGCUGGAGACUGGAUACUCUCAGGGUGGAGCCUGCUGGAGUCCGAUGGUUGACACCAGGUCUGAGGAAGUAUUCCUGUCAACUCACAAUCGACACAAACACAGUAAACAGAAAACUCCAACUGUCUGAAAACAACAGGAAGGUGACAGGUGUGGAUGAAGUUCAUUCAUAUCCGGAUCAUCCAGACAGAUUUGAUAUCCGCCCAGAGUUGCUGUGUGAAAAUGGUUUGACUGGUCGCUGUUACUGGGAGGUCGACUGGAGAGGAAACGUUCAUAUAUCAGUGAGUUACAGAGGAAUUGGAAGGAAAGGAGACUCUACAGAUUGUUUGUUUGGAUUUAAUGAUCAGUCCUGGAGUCUGAGGUGCUCUGAUGAUGGUCCUCGUCAUAUCUGGCAUAAUAACAAAUCAAAGUCCAUCUCCUCUUCCCCCUCCGUCUCUAACAGAGUAGGAGUGUAUGUGGACUGUCCUGCUGGCACUCUGUCCUACUACAUAGUCUCCUCUCACACUCUGAUCCACCUCCACACCUUCAACACCACAUUCACUGAACCUCUUUAUCCUGGUUUUUAUGUUUGGCCUGGUGCUUCAGUGUCUCUUUGCCAAGUUGAGUGUAAAGAGUGUCCUCCUGUUAGAGAAACACUCUGACUGUUGAACAGAUAGUUCAGUGUGUACAUGUCUGUCUCUUUUACUCAGAUGUUUUCAGAUUCACAGAUUCAAUCCGUUGAUGUUUUAAACUGUUCUAAAUGAUUCCUUGUAAACUUCUUCCUCUUCAGUCCUUUAAAGAUGGAAGCUACUAUUAUUCCAGGAUCCACAUGUUGUUUUUCUGUCUUUACGGUGAAUAUUAGUAUAAUGUUUGUUUCUGAAGCUUAGUUCACAAUGUGAACUCUGCAUUUUCAACAAGUCUGAGCUCAUGAAAAUGAAUCCAAAUGUUUGAUUUCUCUUUCUGAGUGUGAUUUUUCCACACUGUCCGCGUGCUCUUACUGUUUCAAUCAUUUUUGAAAAUGUUUCAGGCAUAAGGGGAAAAUAUUGGCUAAGUAGUUUUUAAUGGGGUUUUGACCAUAAUAUGUUUGUAUUAAGUGGCAUGCAUUAUAAUAACAUAUCUAAUACAUUGCAAAGACUUCAUUAACUUAUUGAAACUAGUCUCGCCUUUUUCUCAGAGACAUAUCGAGGUAGAAUUUGGUACACUAUGUAGGUAACAGCUUGAUUAUGAUAUUUAUAGAAAUAUAUAAAUAUGCCUGUAUAGAAUUGCAUAUGUUGUGUAUCUGUUUAGUUUGUGAUAGUUUUCAUGUUUGAUACAAAGGGUUCUGGUGGUGAAUCUGGUGUAAUUUGGUGAUAGACAUUAGUGGGUUUUUUUGGGGGGGGGGGGGUUGUAAUAAAACAUUGCAUCGAAAACGAA
Oreochromis aureus is the source of this 3964-nucleotide messenger RNA. RefSeq names its product NLR family CARD domain-containing protein 3-like. The transcript has 9 exons. Lineage: Eukaryota; Metazoa; Chordata; Actinopteri; Cichliformes; Cichlidae. Gene Ontology annotation, molecular function: protein binding. Bases 112 to 3213 code for a protein of 1033 amino acids. The record is from RefSeq and is a predicted model, not a curated record.